AUGAAAUGGGUAGCUUGGCAAAAUGUCAUGACUCCUAAAGACUUGGGGGGAAUGGGCUUUGGGUCAUUGCGUGAGGCAAGUUUGGCAAUGAUGGCAAAGUGGUGGUGGAGAUUCAAGGAAGAUAGAGACGGCCUUUGGAGGAGGGUAAUAUGGGGUUUACACAAUAAUACACGUUCAUGGAACUUCAUCCCAGUGAAGUUGUCCAUGCCGGGUCCUUGGAAGCAAGUAGCGCAAGUAGCUAGUGACCUCGAAGAGAUGGGUUUGGAUCUGAUCUCUAUGUUUCGCGGUUUACCGGGUUGUCAGUCACAAAUAAGUUUCUGGAAAGAAAUAUGGCUUUUUGAGGAACCACUUUUCAGAAAAUUUCCUAAUCUCUUUGAGAUUGAAACUCAGAAAAAUGCAGUGGUGGCUGAAAGAUUAAAAGUGGAGGAUGGGGUGAACACUGUUAGUUUUAUGUGGAGUAGACUCCCAAUGGGUCAAGUUGAGGAAACAGAAAUAAAUGAACUAUUGGCUGCACUAAACAGUUUCACGCUCGGGACUGGAUCGGACAAGUGGAAUUGGCGCUUAGAGAGUUUAGGCAUAUUUUCUGUUAAGAGUCUGAAGAAACUGAUCCAACAACUUUCUUUUACUGACUUAGGGCUUGAAUUCGAGUGGAAUAAAUGGUGCCCAAUCAAGGUCAACUUCUUGGUUUGGAGACUAAUACAAGAUCGGAUUCCAACAGUGAUUGCCCUUCAAAGAAGAAACGUGCAUCUGCCUAGCACCCAGUGCAAGUUGUGCCACGAAGAAGAAGAAACGACACUUCAUCUGUUCGGUUCUUGCCUCAUCGCACAGUAG
Helianthus annuus (common sunflower) is the source of this 831-nucleotide messenger RNA. RefSeq lists its product as uncharacterized. Lineage: Eukaryota; Viridiplantae; Streptophyta; Magnoliopsida; Asterales; Asteraceae. The transcript has a single exon. The coding region runs from base 1 to 831 and encodes 276 amino acids. The record is from RefSeq and is a predicted model, not a curated record.